Molecule: messenger RNA, 475 nt
Organism: Rotaria sp. Silwood2
Lineage: Eukaryota; Metazoa; Rotifera; Eurotatoria; Philodinida; Philodinidae
Source: the annotation of a GenBank genome assembly
AUGAAUAACAGCACUAAUACGUCAAUAGAAGAUAUUACGAUUGAAAGAAUUCAUGAUACCGGUGAUAAUGCUUGGAUGAUGAUAUCCACUGCGCUAGUUUUACUUAUGACACCAGCAUUAGCUUUUUUCUAUGGUGGUCUUGUUGAUAGAAAAAAUAUUUUAAAUCAACUUUUUCUUUCAUUUAUUUGUAUGGGUAUUGUCUUUUUACAAUGGGUUCUAUUUGGUUUUUCAUUUGCUUUUGGUCCUCCAAUUAGUGUUGGUUUUGGAUCAUUUAAAUGGGCUGUAUUAAGAUUUGGUGAAGUGGAGAGUAAUAUCUAUAGUCCAACAUAUCCUUUAUUAACAUUUGCUGCAUAUCAAGGUACUUUUGCUAUUAUAACACCAGCUCUUAUUUCUGGUGCAAUUGUUGGUCGAAUGAAACUAAUUCCUUAUAUGAUAUUUAUUUUUAUAUGGACAACUGUUUGUUAUGAUCCAAUGG